Messenger RNA from Ceraceosorus guamensis, 713 nucleotides. RefSeq names its product putative manganese superoxide dismutase precursor. Gene Ontology annotation, biological process: superoxide metabolic process. Bases 69 to 683 code for a protein of 204 amino acids. The record is from RefSeq and is a predicted model, not a curated record. NCBI's taxonomy places the organism in Eukaryota, Fungi, Basidiomycota, Exobasidiomycetes, Ceraceosorales, Ceraceosoraceae. Gene Ontology annotation, cellular component: mitochondrion. Gene Ontology annotation, molecular function: metal ion binding; superoxide dismutase activity. The transcript has 8 exons.
CACACCACCACAACCGAAAUCGCAUUGAACUCAAGCAUACACUCUCACACCCGCUGGAAGCACACACCAUGUCGGAACACACUCUGCCCCAGCUCCCUUACGCAUACAAUGCUCUCGAGCCUGCCAUCUCUGCCCAGAUUAUGGAGAUCCACCAUUCCAAGCACCACCAGGCAUACGUGACCAACCUGAACGCCGCCGAGAAGGCUUACGCCCAGGCUGCCAGCGCCUCCGACGUUCGCAAGCAGAUUGAGAUUCAAUCUGCUAUCAAGUUCAACGGAGGUGGACACCUUAACCACACCCUGUUCUGGAAGAACUUGGCCCCCUCCAGCCAGGGCGGAGGUCAACUCAAGGAUGGUGUUCUCAAGCAGGCUAUCGACCGCGACUUUGGUUCGCUCGACAAGCUCAAGGAGCAGUUCAACAAGACCACUGCUGCCGUGCAGGGCUCCGGCUGGGGAUGGCUUGGCUACAGCCCAACCACUCAGAAGCUUGAGGUCGUCACCACUAAGGACCAGGACCCUUUGAUCACCCACGCACCUCUGCUUGGCGUUGAUGUCUGGGAGCAUGCCUACUACCUCCAAUACCAGAACUUGCGUCCGAAGUACCUUGAGGCCAUCUGGUCUGUCAUCAACUUCGACGAGGCCGAGAAGCGUCUCAGCGAGGCCCAGAAGAAGGCUCAGCUUUGAGUUUUGUUUGCCAAACCCAAGUCAUUCAAG